Messenger RNA from Conger conger (European conger), 3723 nucleotides. It is a transcript of the gene ttc6, whose product is annotated as tetratricopeptide repeat domain 6. The record is from RefSeq and is a predicted model, not a curated record. The transcript has 15 exons. Gene Ontology annotation, molecular function: protein binding. The coding region runs from base 7 to 2100 and encodes 697 amino acids. NCBI's taxonomy places the organism in Eukaryota, Metazoa, Chordata, Actinopteri, Anguilliformes, Congridae.
CUGAAGAUGGGCCAGAACCAGAGGGCUAUCCAAAUGUUCACCAUUGCCCUGAGGAGUGACCCUACCUACAUCAGGGCCUACAUCUGUCGUGCCCAAGCAUAUCACAGGGCAAACGAGCUCCAGAGGGCCCUGAGGGAUCUGACCAGUGCAAUUCACAUGAAGCCAGACAUGCAGUAUGUUUACAUCAUGAGGGGGCAGUACUUGUGUGAUAUGAAGCACUUUGGACUGGCCACAUUCUGUAUCCAGCAUGCAGCAGAGAUGAACAAAGCCCUUGGAUCAUCUCUGAUCCAGCAGGCCGCUGUUCAGUCUUUCCUUGGGAAUAAGAUGAAGGCCAUCACCUGCCUGGUGGCUGCCAAUGACACCUGCCCCUCUCUACUGUACCUCCUUCUUUUGGGGAAGACCCAGAUGAAGGCCCAGAAGUUCACGGAUGCAAUGAAUAGCUUCAGAAAAGCAUUGACCCUCCUGUGUCUGAACAAGGCCAGUUCAGUUGUGUCUGGACAGGCAUCCAGUGAUCCUCAGGCUUCAGAGAUUCUCUAUCUAACUGGGUUGUGCUAUGUCGCCCAGGCUCAGCUGAUGCAGCAGGAUAAGGAUCUUUUUCUCCUGGCUCUGGAUGCCUUCAACAGUGCACUGAAGCUUAACCACAAUUAUGCGGAUGCUUACCACCAAUGUGGCAUCUGUCGCAUGCACCUACAACAGCCCAAGAGCCUUCAGGAUUUCAACCAUGCCCUCUCUCUUCAGCCCGCCCAUUUCCAGGCCUAUCUUAGCAGGGCAGCCCACUUCGAAGCUGAAGGGCGCUACGCUAAGGCCAUUCUCAACUGCAACGAAGCCAUUAAGAUCCAGCCAUACAGUGUGAGAGCCUACCUGUACAGAGGGGUGUUCAAAUUCCGCAUGAAGGGGUUCAAAGGUGGCGUGCAAGACCUGACCAUGGUGAUCAACAUUGACCGCACUUGCUCCUUUGCAUUUUACAACCGUGGAGUGUGCUAUCAGCAGCUGAAGGAAUAUGAACUGGCCCUGAGGGACUACAGUACAGUCCUCCUUCUUGCUAGCAGAAAGGAGAUUGCUCUAAAAGUACUGCUCAAUCGUGGACUUCUGUACUUGGAACUGAAUGACUAUGACAAUGCCCUGCAGGAUUUCAAAGCUGCCUCUGGAAAAAGCCCAGGAGACGCAACCAUCUUUCAUGCCUUGGGUGUCCUUCAUCACAGGCUGGGCCAGCUGCAGGAGUCGACUGAGGCCUACACUCAGGCUCUGCGACUGAAGCCCUUCUUCCUGGAUGCCUACCUGGGGAGAGGUUGUGCUUUCAUGAACUACGGUCACGCCCAGGCCUACAAGCAAGCCCAGAGGGACUUCCUGUCUGCCCUCCACCUCAACCCCCUCUGCUCGUCAGCUCGCAUCAACUUAGGCUAUAACUUCCAGGUUUUGGGGUCCUUCCAGAAAGCGUGGAAUCAGUUCACUGUGGCAGUGGACAUCCAGCCAGAGUCCUGGGUAGCAUUGGAUGGACGAGCCGUCAUCAGCCUGCAAAUGGGGCACACGUACGCAGCUUUCCAGGAUAUGAGCAACGCACUGAGGCAAAAUCCUACUUCACAUCAACUCUAUACCAACCGUGGAGUCGUGAAUGAAAUAAUGGGAGACAACGUCAACGCAAUGAAAGAUUACCAGAAGGCCAUCUCCCUGAACCCCAAAUUUUCCCUGGCUUAUUUUAAUGCUGCAAACCUUUAUUUUCACAACAGGCAGUUCUCAAAGGCCUGCAAGUUCUACAACCAAGCUUCUGAGCUGGACCCUGGUGACGAGUCUGUGCUGCUGAACCGGGCCAUUACCCAUGCGCUGCUGCGUCAGGUUCCAGAGGCUCUUCGGGACUUCUCAGAUGUACUGAGGCUGAACCCCCUCUCCUCACACAUUUACUUCAACAGAGCCAACCUGUACUGCUCCCUAAAGAAACAUCACUCUGCAGAGAGAGAGCUCACAGAAGCUCUCCUUUUUCAGCCAAAUGAUGCCCUACUGUACAAGCUCCGUGCAGAUGUCCGUGGUCACCUGGGCUUGACAGAGCUGGCAAUUACAGACUACAAGAUGGCACUGCAACUGAAAGAGGCCCAAGGAAGCUAAGGGUCUCUCAUUCCUGCUAUGGCCUUUCUGCCAGGGGCCCCAUGACAGACAGGAGUCUGAUAUAUAUGGACAAAACAUCAUCCAUAUUAUCCAUCCGUCUUGUUGUCCAUUAAUUUUGGAUAUAUGUAAAGGGAUUUUCUGGAAUUUUAUAUAUUUUAAAUUAGCCUAGACAGUCUGUGCAUGAUACAAAAUUACUUGAUGCCUCCAGAGGUAAGAAAUCAUGUUUAAUCAUCUUCUCAGUUGGAACUUUACUAUGGUAAACAACUAUGGAGGAGGGGACACCUGUGCCGUUUCUUGUGUGGACUGAGUUUUAGUUUUUCUGAUAGAGGUCCACAAUUCACCGCUAGGUUCUGGAAAGCAUUCUGCACUCUGUUAGGCACAUCUGUUAGCUUGUCAUCCGGUUUCCACCCUCAGACUAAUGGGGCCAAUCAGUGCAUUGAAACUGUUUUGAGAUGUCUCUGUUCCCAUAACCCAUCUUCCUGGAGUGCAUAGCUACCUUGCGCAGAAUAUGCCAUCAACAGCCACACCUCCUCUUCUUCCAAGAUGUCACCACUAGAGUGUUGUCUGGGGUACCAACCACCAUUAUUCCCCAGUCAGGAAGAGAAGGUGGCAGUUCCAUCUGCCAGAGACUUCAUUCGGAGGUGCAAACGCAUGUGGAAAGCUACCCGCCUCAACCUGGUCAAAGCUUCAGCGCACAUUAUUACAUUACAUUAAUGGCAUUUGGCAGACGCUCUUAUCCAGAGCGACGUACAACAAAGUGCAUACCCAUAACCAGGGAUAAGUGUGCUGAAAGACCCUAGAGGGAAGUACAAUUUCAACUGCUACCUGCACAACAAAGAUAAGGACCAGGGCCCAUUUGAUUAGAUUAUUAUUAUUAUUAUUAUUAUUAUUAUUUAUUUAUUUAUUAUUAUUUUUCUUCAAACCACAACACGCAAAUGUAUGAACAAACCCCUUAACCAACCAAACACUGCUUACCUAGCCAAACUAAAAAUACUGAUACACAGAAAGUAAAUCAAGGUUAAUAAAUUAUAAAUAAAUAAAUUAAGGUUCACAGGGAGGUAGGGGGGGAGGGGGAGAGGUGCUGCUUGAAGAGGUGCGUCUUCAGUUUGCACUUGAAGAUGGGAAGAGAUUCUACAGUUUUGACCUCAAUGGGGAGUUUGUUCCACCACCAUGGAGCCAGAACAGACAGUAGGUGUGAGCGUGAGGUGGAAGUUCGGAGAGGGGGAGGUGCCAAGCGGCCUGUGGAGGCUGAACAAAGAGGUCUGGCAGGGGUGUAGGGUCUGAUGAUUUUUUGUAGGUAAGCUGGGGAAGACAACAAAAUAAAGUUUGAAAAUGCAAUUAAAUUGUUCAGAGAUGUUCUUCUGCAUACCACUGUUGUAAUAUGUGGUUAUUUGCGUUAAUGUCACCUUUCUGUCAGCUUUGAUCAGUCUGGCCAUUCUCCUCUGAUGUCUGAAGCCGUUUCUUGUUGCGUUUUUCCACAUUCUGAUGGUUGAUGUGAACAUUAACUGAAGCUCCUGACCCAUAUCUACAUGAUUUUAUGCAAUGCAUUGCUGCCACACAAUUGGCUGAUUAGAAAAUUGCAUGAAUAACUAGGUGUAAUAAAGUAAAAAUGUUCCUAAUAAA